This is a messenger RNA of Oreochromis aureus, 2948 nucleotides long. RefSeq names its product progesterone receptor membrane component 1 (gene pgrmc1). The transcript is spliced from 3 exons. The coding region runs from base 79 to 624 and encodes 181 amino acids. The record is from RefSeq and is a predicted model, not a curated record. NCBI's taxonomy places the organism in Eukaryota, Metazoa, Chordata, Actinopteri, Cichliformes, Cichlidae. Gene Ontology annotation, cellular component: endomembrane system; membrane.
CAAAGCCGUUGAGUAGUGUGAGGUCAGGCUCCACCAAUCCCACCCAGCACACACGGUUCAGGGGAAAGAGACGACAACAUGGCCGAAGCAGAGAGUAGCGAGUUAACUUCUGGUGGAAUUUUUCAGGAGAUCUUCACUUCUCCGCUGAAUCUGACCCUGCUCAGUCUCUGCCUGUUCCUUUUGUACAAAAUCUUCCGCGGGGACAAACCGCCGGAGCUCAGCGACGAGGACAAACCACUGCCCAAAAUGAAGAAGAGAGAUUUUACGCUUGCGGAGCUGAAGCCCUACGAUGGGCUGCAGAACCCGCGGAUCCUCAUGGCCGUCAACGGAAAAGUGUUUGACGUGACCAGAGGGAAGAAGUUCUACGGACCAGAUGGACCGUAUGGAGUGUUUGCAGGCAGAGAUGCAUCCAGAGGUCUGGCAACCUUCUGCCUGGAUAAGGAGGGCCUGAAGGAUGAACACGAUGACCUGUCGGACCUGAACUCCAUGCAAAAGGAGAGCCUUUCUGAUUGGGAGUCUCAGUUCACCAUGAAGUACGACUACAUCGGCAAGCUUCUGAAGCCAGGAGAGGAGCCGACGGAGUACACCGAUGAUGAGGAAGGAAAAAACAAGAAGGCAGACUAAAACAUGAACCGUGACCACAAGGGGGAACAAGAUGCCUUAAUGUAUAUUGGUAAUUUGAUAACCCUAAUAGGGUCGCUGGAAAACUCCUCCACCUUCUAUCCAUCUCCCACUACUUUUGGACCAAUCUCAGCUUGUAUACAAUGACUGAAUUCAGUUUAUCUUUAUUAAUCUCGUCUGAAGGCAUUAACGGUUAGAAAUGCAGCUUUCUAAUGUAGAGUUCUUUAAUUGUUUAGAGCUGUUACUGUAAUCUCUCAAACACUGAUCCACCAACCAAUCCCAGCGUUUUGUUGAGCUCCUGGUGGUUAUGUGGUGCUGAAAAAGGUGAUCAGUUCAUCUUGAUGGUUGCCAGGUUUCACUGAAGGGUCUCAGGAAGCGAUUUUUGGUUAAAAUCAAGAAAAAUGUACUCCAGGUCUGAAGCAGGACAGCCAAUGUCAGAGUCAGAAUUCUGGUAUUUUUGAGUUUACUCCCAUUGUGGUGUGACUGUUUUUUUAAAUACAGUUUUUUCCUGCAUACUUGCAUAUAUUGGAUCUUUCUCAAUUCAAUUCACUUUUAUUUUUAUAGGGUCAAAUCACAAUAACAGUUGCCUCAAGGCACUUUAUGUUGUAAAGACCCUACAAUAAUUAUAGACCAAUAGUUGCGUUUUAAUGCACAUUUCUGUUUUCAGCCAAAAUACUAUCAAAUCACAGAACUGUCUCCAUAGGUAACCGCCCUCUUUACCUUCACCUACGUGUUAUACCCGCCGCCAUUCCUGCUACCUGGUGAAAGCAACUUGUUUUAGUUUAAAGGUAUUAAACUACUAAAGUAUUUAGCUGAUUUGCAACUUCAUAUUUUUAUUCCUGCACUCUGUUAGAGUGCCUUUUCAUCUUUUAUAGUUCAAAGUAAUCUUUAUUUAUCCUACGACAGAGACUUUCAGACAGAACCAACUUUUUUUCUGAUUGGCUGCCCAUCAGAAACACCAGGCAGGCAGAGUUCUAUGCCUGAGAUAACCAUAUUGCGGACAUCCCCUCUCUGUGACCUCACAGAGACCCAAAAGUAGAAAAAACUGACUGAAACUGAGCAAUGUAAAGUCUGAACCUUUGGUCCAUCGCUGUAAGAUGACAUAAAUCACAGGAAAUAAUAAUACACUGCCCUUGACACAGACUUGCAUCAUUAAAUCAAGGCCUUAAAGGAGGUAGUCUAAACACUGCUGGUGUCAUUGUUCUGUAGCCGCUACAUUGUGCAGUCCCUAACAUGAUAAGUUAAAUCUAAAACUCAUCCAUUGUCACUUUAAUUAUAAGUGUAAGUACAUUUUCCUUACAAACUACAUCUAACUUUCACAUCAGGCCUGUUGUACUGAUGAUCUCUGAAGAUUUGUACCUGCAUGCAUGUUCAAACUGUAAGAGGAUGAUGAUGUACCAUAGGUCUAUUAUCCCUACCCUUCAGUUUACUCCUAACAGUUCCUGUUGCUGGAAAAAAGUAUUCCAAGUACAAAGGUCAAAUUUUGCAUGGCAUAAUUAAAUACACUAAAUCUGUCCCACAAAAUGAGCUGAUUUUGAGGAGAUUUAGUGGGAACCUUUAACAUAUUUGAUUGAUCUUAUAUCGAUGGCUCCAUAGUCACUAUUAACAAGUGAAAGAUCCCCGGUUUGAUUCCAGGAAGAGACACAGAUCCCUUUGGGGUUGUAUAAGGGUAUCUUUUGGGAGGGAACACCUGAAAGUAGCUUUGUAAUACUACUGUGACAGUGCAGGUUGAUGUGUUUCCUCAGCAUGGAAAGGCCAUCUUCUCUCUCCCUCUGCUGUCUCCUGCAAUCUUACCACAGAACAGUAGUUUAGCAUUUUAGCCAUCUGGAUUCAGCAUCCCAGACGAAGGAUUUGCUGCUCUUUUCAUUCUCAAUUUGCUUUUUGACCUAUAAAAGCAGUAGACAUGUAAAAACCUUGUCAGUAAAUGAAUUAGAAAAAAUGCGUAAUGGUAAGUGCGGUCACCAUGGUGCUCCUUUAAACGAACAAACAUUUGGAACCCCCCCCCCCAGUUUAUUCUGUUUACCUUGAUUUUAACACUAAAUCCAUGAUGACAGAGAGACCAAAACCAACCCUCAGAUCAGCUGUCAUGGACGUAACAGCUAACCUUUGAAACGUUUUCAAGCCUUCAGACGUGAGUUCAUUUGUAACCCAGGAGUUGUUUCUGACUGUAGAAAAAGGUUGUCUUCUAUGUAACUUCCAUUUAAAACAAACAAAACAUCCAAUAUGAUGACAUUCCUGGUAUGCGUAUAUAUGUUAUUCAUCGUACAGUCAUACUGUUAUAAUCCUGAAAUGAUGUUUUGAUUUAAUAAAAAAAACUACAAUAUGAA